Phytophthora sojae is the source of this 612-nucleotide messenger RNA. RefSeq lists its product as hypothetical. The transcript has 6 exons. The annotation marks the transcript as partial. The record is from RefSeq and is a predicted model, not a curated record. NCBI's taxonomy places the organism in Eukaryota, Oomycota, Peronosporomycetes, Peronosporales, Peronosporaceae.
GCCUCGGUCCCGAUUCUCGCCUUGCCCACCAGCAGCCCACCACCUCCUGCAACCGUGCAGAAGGCCUCGGUCCCGAUUCUCGCCUUGCCCACCAGCAGCCCACCACCUCCAUGUCCACCAAGCCACCCCACGCGGCCUGCAACCGUGCAGAAGGCCUCGGUCCCGAUUCUCGCCUUGGCCACCAGCAGCCCACCACCAGUGGCUACACGGCCCCUAGCGAUGGCGCCAAUGGCUCGUUGUCGCCACCCCACGCGGCCUGCAACCGUGCAGAAGGCCUCGGUCCCGAUUCUCGCCUUGCCCACCAGCAGCCCACCACCAGUGGCUACACGGCCCCUAGCGAUGGCGCCAAUGGCUCGUUGUCGGUCAAUUAGUGCGCAAAUGCCUGCAACCGUGCAGAAGGCCUCGGUCCCGAUUCUCGCCUUGCCCACCAGCAGCCCACCACCAGUGGCUACACGGCCUCUAGCGAUGGCGCCAAUGGCUCGUUGGUGCCUCCCCACGCAGCCUGCAACCGUGCAGAAGGCCUCGGUCCCGAUUCUCGCCUUGGCCACCAGCAGCCCACCACCAGUGGCUACACGGCCUCUAGCGAUGGCGCCAAUGGCUCGUUGGUGGUAA